Malassezia vespertilionis is the source of this 3753-nucleotide messenger RNA. RefSeq lists its product as uncharacterized. The transcript has a single exon. The record is from RefSeq and is a predicted model, not a curated record. Lineage: Eukaryota; Fungi; Basidiomycota; Malasseziomycetes; Malasseziales; Malasseziaceae. The coding region runs from base 1 to 3753 and encodes 1250 amino acids.
AUGCGGAUCAAUCUAGGCACGGUCGCCGAGCGCAUGCGCGAAUUGCGGCUCAAUGCACGCACCACACGACUCCCCGAAAAAUUCAUGCGCAAGUUUGUGGAGCGCAUCGAGCGGAUUGCCAUGGGGCGCGACGCCCAGUACAGUAUGCCGCUUUUCCGCCAGACGAUCGGUGCAUUUUACGGCACGCUCGUGGAGGCGACGACGCUGCGCAAGCUAAAAGAAAGCCGCAAUAUGGACGAACUUGUGCAGCUUUUUCUUUCCUCCGCACAGACGUCGCUCCGGAAGCGCAUUUCCGACGAAAAAGCGUGGAAGGAAGAGUGCCAUGCAGAGACGGGGCUAUUUGUCGGUGUUGUGCGUGAAUCACUGCGCAGCUUUGGCGCGGUGCCGCGCGAGCUGAGCGAGCGCCUGAACGAAUAUGCCCGUGUCGAGUCCCUCUCUGAGCUUGGCGAAGCACCAACGAAGCGCCUUUCCCAGGAAAUCAGUCCUGCUGCUGCAGCGUCGUGGCCCGUAAUGAAUGCGGUGGGCACCUUGUUUUCCAUGGACGUCGCACAGCUUGUCAUGGAUAUCGAGUCGAUCCAGCGAGAGUCGACGCUGGCAGCGGGCCUAUCCGAUCUCAAACGCUGCGUCUUUUGUAUCCAUACUAACCGCUCAUGGCCCGGCGCACAGGGUGACUUUUCAAGCGAGGAUACGUACAAAAAGUGGCGGUCCAACGAGCUCUCUUCACUGUCGGCCUUGAUGGUGGAGAUAUGCAAAGCGGAUCCUUCUUUGCUCAGCACACCGUCCGGCGACGCCAAUGCAAAUCGCCCGCGCAAAUCCCUUGACGCGGCUUUCCUGGAAACCGUCCGUCCGGAUUUCAUGCAGCCUCCCGAAGGCAUCGAUGAGGACGGUGCAUUUACGUACAUCCCCCCUGACCCUUUGGCAGCCUACCACUGUAUCUUUGCACGAUGCAUGGACCUUGAUCUGGAGCGAAUUCGGCAGAAAGACAAGGACGAAGAGGUGCUGCUGACCAUCUUGUCGCCCCUCCACGAGCAGCUCUUGCAGCUUGUUGCCGUCCGCUGGCGCAUUCCCCGCAUUUACCACAUCACCACGAACCUGCGCCUACUCAAAGUCAAGUUUGACUGCGGCGAGAUCCCUUUUGAGUGUAUGCACGAAGCGCUCGAAAAAGCCUUGCAGUUUUGCAGCGCCGAUGCGCUACUUUUGCGCGUUCAGGACCAGAAGCGUUUAUUGCGGUGCCUUGACUCGCUCGCCGAUUCGUGUAUGCGCAACAUAUACACUGUCUACAAAGACAUGGACGCCGCCGACAUGACUGAACUUGCGCCGAACCUUGAGCUGAUUACUACCACGCGCUCGCUCAUCUCGGUGAUUGCGCCCGACCGCCCGCACACCGGCGCAGUGGACGCGGAGAUGAGCGAAUUGCACGAGGCAGUGCGCAUUUCUGCGAUCCAAAGCUACACGGAAAAGACCACAGAGCUCUUUGCCACAGAGCCCUUGUAUCUUGUACAGACCAUGACCCUUUCCUUGCGAUGGAUCCAGCAAAAAGUACAGGCGCUGGAUGCCAAGUUUCCCCCGGCGCUCCUGUCUAUUUCUCCGACGUACCACAUUGUACAGAAACUCGUGCCACUCUACCUCGAUGACCUUGAAUCCAUACGCGAUGCGGCGCUCCAGCAAGCGAUCAUGAUGGGCGAUACUGCGAUCUACGACGCUCUUGACCUGUUCCAGUGCGUGCGCGAUUUGAUGGCCAUGUAUGAGGCGACGGAGCCUCUUGUGCCUCUGCGUUUUGACUUGUGCCGCUGGUUUGCACCGUACGUCCAGCAAUGGCUUGCACUUGCCGAGCAGCGCGCGCAAGAAUGGGUUCUGAACGCCGUGCGCGCCGAUACGUUUGCACCGAUUGAAGGCGCGGUGCACAGCACCUCGAUCAACGACCUGUUUGACGCGCUGCAGCAGCCGCUCAACUUUUUCCUCGCGCUCAAGUGGCCCAACCGCUACGGGAAUGCGUGCUUUUUGACCGAGAUUGCCAAGUGCGUGAGCCGCUUGAUUGAGCUGUACUGCCACACGGUCGAGAGUUUGUUCAUGGCCGAGAUGCUGCCUGCCAAAGAUGCCGCGGCAGUGCCGCUCUCUGGCUUUGCUGCGUUCCUCGAUAGCCAGCGUGCGAAUGAAUACCUCGGCGCAUUGCCCCCCAAACAAGCGGCAUGGCUUGCCAAAGCAAAGCAAUCGAUUGCGCCCGAGCGCGUCGUCAAGCCUUUUUUCUUCGAGCCGCAAUCGUGUGUAAAGCUGAACAAUAUCGAAGCGGCGCGCACACUUCUAGACGUGCUUUACCGCCGCAUGGACGCAGACGCACAAGCAGCCAUUCUCCAGCACGAGCGUGCUGACGACUCGGCGAUUGCUGCGCACGGCGCGCCGCAACAUCUUUUCACGGUAAAGAUUGUGCGUGCAGAGCUGCAGAGCAAGGAGGAGCUGCGCGGCUACGUAGAGAACGUCUCGCUCGAUACCUUUGUCACGCUCAGCGAUGACCGCGGAGAGCGACUCGCCAAGACGCGCACAAUCCUGUCCACUGCGUCGCCGCGCUGGGACGAGGUGCUGGAUAUUCCUGUGCCCGAAGCAUUGUGGAUCAGCGCCACCGUCUGGCAUCGUGAGGCAGAAAUGCCGCGCAUUUUAGGGCGCGCAUCGCUGCACCUCGACCCCGAUAAUUUUGCAGAGCAAACCGUGCAGGAGGCAUGGCUCGACUUGGACAGCGGCGCCGGAAAGCUCAUGGUGCGGAUCAACAAAGAGGUCAUUGUAGACGAUAUCCUGUUCCAUUUUGGCCUCGCAUUCCGCCUCCUGAAACGCGCAGAGGUCGAUAUGGUGCGUGUUCUUGUCGAUCACAUGAGCAUGUUUAUGCGGCAGUACCUGUCGCGCUCUGUAUUGCGGUCCAUGGUCCGCGCGCGGCGUGUUGAUUUGGACCGUGCGCUGGACAAUGUCAAAGCGCUUUACACCAGCGCCGUUGCACAGACCAGCUUUACCAUUCCGCCCGUGGACAAGAGCCGCGCAAAGAUGCUGAGUGACCAGGAAAUUGAGGAGGCGAUUGCCCCGCUGCUCGACUACUUUGAAGAGUCGCUCGGCACGCUGAAGAGCUCGCUGAGUGAGGAUGAGGCGCAAUUUGUGCUUACGUGUAUAUGGAAAGAGGUGCUCGUCACCUUGGAAGGCCUGCUGGUGCCUCCGCUCGCAGACUCGCCGUCCGACAUGAAGCAGCUUUCCGAGAAGGAAGUCGAUAUCGUGUUUAAAUGGCUCUCGUUUUUGCGCAACUACUUCAAUGCGUACGACCCAGCGUCGGGCGUCGCGCACGGCGUGCCAUUGGACGUGCUGCAAGGACCCAAGUACCGCGAGUUGCUAUCCUACCUCUUGCUCCACGACCAAUCUACCGACCAGCUCAUGAUUGAGUGCGUGCGCAGCUUCCAGGCACAUCUUGCCACCGACGCUCUUGCGCAUCGGCGCACACGCAGGGCCAAGUCCGUGCUCGAUCAGCGCUCGUUGGGGACCAUUAAGAAGCACAAGCGCGCCAAGGCGUACGACGACGCAUCCUCGCAGGCAGAUAUGGCAAUGAAAAUACUGCGUAUGCGCCCUGGGACGGGCGAUUUUUUGGCGCAGCAGCUUGUGUCGAUGAAGACGUUAAAGCUGGGGAAGGAUACGGCGCGCUCAGCCAUCCCGAGCUUGCGGCGCUCUUCCCAGCGCCUCUCGAUGCUCGCUGCGAGCAGAAAAAGGGACAAGGCUGCCUGA